GACGCCUUUUCCCGGUACCCCUCUCCCAGUCUGGGAUGCUGUCGGUCGGUCCCCGGGUUGUAUCUUUAAUAAGAUAAGAGAGCUGAGGCCGGAGAGGCGGAGUACCCCCAGGCCGCACAGCUGGUGAAGAGUCGAGGAGGGACUCGGGCCCGGGGCCCCUGCUCUUCUCCCCUGCUCAUCCCCUCUCCGCGCCCGAUCCAGGCUGUCGAGUCGGCACCGCCGCUCGGCCUCAGUGGUCCCACCCCUACACAGCCUCCCUCCCGGGCAUUCUGGAUCUCCCCUCCCCCGGAUCCCGGUUUCCUUGUCAAAACUUCCUGCCUUGGCGAGGGCCUGAGUUCCCACCCCCUUCCUGCCCCCCGCCCCUCCGCGCCCCUCCCCGCCCAGCGAUCCACAACUUUCGGCCACCCCGCCGUUCUCGCAGUCGUCCUGAGGCUCCACGCAGGGACCCUCGCCCUGUCCUCCUCCAGGCCCACCCCGGCGGUCCCCACCCCAGGCGGACGGCGAGAUAGGGUCCCGAGGCAGGUGACUCAGUGCCCUGCACUCCCAUGCACUCAGCCCAGAGGAACUUGGAGGCCAGCCCUGAGGAAUUCCUGCCUGAGGCCGGGAGAGCAGGCUCCAUAUCAUGAGCAACGGGAUCCCCCAGGACACUCUCUGGGCUCCUCAGGCCCCGGGGCCCAAGGGCCCUGUCGCCCUGCCCCUGGCUCACCUGAGUUUCUCAGGCCCCAGGAUGCCAUAGAGGCCUGAGACUUGGUCCUCCAGGUUUGUGGCUGCAGUGCCCCUCACCUGCUCCACACCUGGCCCUGUCACAGGCCUCAGCAAUGUCACCACCUCUGUGGGCCCUCUUUCUCCUGGCCCUGGGCCUGGAGCUGGCUGGAACCCUCAACCCCAAGGACCCCAACACCUGCAGCUUCUGGGAAAGCUUCACCACCACAACCAAGGAGUCGCACUCCCGCCCCUUCAGCCUGCUCCCCUCGGAGCCCUGUGACCGGCCCUGGGAGAGCCCGCACACCUGCCCCCGGCCCACGGUUGUCUACCGGACCGUGUACCGCCAGGUGGUGAAGACAGAGCACCGAAUGCGCCUGCAGUGCUGCCGGGGCUUCUAUGAGAGCAGUGGAGCCUGUGUCCCGCUUUGUGCUCGGGAGUGUGUUCAUGGCCGCUGCAUGGCACCCAAUCGGUGCCAAUGUGUACAAGACUGGCGGGGCGACGACUGCUCCAGUGCUUGUGCCCCGGGAGUUUGGGGGCCACAGUGUGACAAGCCCUGCAACUGCGGCAACAGCAGCUCCUGUGACCCCAAGAGUGGGGCAUGUUCCUGUCCCUCUGGGCUGCAGCCUCCACACUGCUUUCGGCCCUGCUCCCCUGGCCGCUAUGGCCCUGCCUGUCAGUUCAGCUGCCAGUGCCAUGGGGCACCUUGUGACCCCCAGACCGGAGCCUGCCUCUGCCCCCCAGAGAGAACUGGGCCCAGCUGCGACGUGUCCUGUUCACAGGACAAUGUUGGCUUCUCCUGCCCCAGCACCCCUCCUUGCCAAAACGGGGGUGUCUUCCAGGCCUCUCGGGGCUCCUGCAGCUGCCCACCUGGCUGGAUGGGCACCAUCUGUUCCCUGCCCUGCCCCGAGGGCUCCUAUGGACCCAACUGCUCCCGGGAAUGUCGCUGUCACAACGGAGGCCUCUGCGACCGGUUCACCGGGCAGUGUCGCUGCGCUCCGGGAUACACAGGGGAACGGUGCCGUGAGGAGUGCCCCGUGGGCCGCUUCGGGCAGGACUGUGCUGAGACUUGCGACUGCGCCACGGGCGCCCGCUGCUUCCCGGCCAACGGCGCGUGUCUGUGCGAACACGGCUUCACUGGGGACCGCUGCGCCGAACGUCUCUGCCCCGACGGCCUCUACGGCCUCAGCUGCCAGAUGCCCUGCACCUGCGACCCGGAACACAGUCUCAACUGCCACCCGAUGAGCGGGGAGUGCUCUUGCCUGCCGGGCUGGGCGGGCCUCCACUGCAACGAGAGCUGCCCGCAGGACACGCACGGGCCUGGCUGCCAGGAGCACUGCCUCUGCCUGCACGGCGGCGUCUGCCAGCCCGACAGCGGCCUCUGCCGGUGCGCGCCCGGCUACACGGGCCCGCAUUGCGCUAGCCUCUGUCCCCCUGACACCUAUGGAGUCAACUGCUCCGCACGCUGCUCCUGCGAAAAUGCCAUCGCCUGCUCGCCCAUCGACGGCGCCUGCGUCUGCAAGGAAGGUUGGCAGCAUGGUAACUGCUCUGUGCCCUGCCCGCCUGGAACCUGGGGCUUCGGUUGCAAUGCCAGCUGCCAGUGUGCCCACGAGGCAGCCUGCAGCCCCCAAACUGGAGCCUGUACCUGUACCCCUGGGUGGCACGGGACCCACUGCCAGCUCCCCUGCCUGAAGGGGCAUUUUGGUGAAGGCUGUGCCAGUCGCUGUGACUGUGACCAUUCUGAUGGCUGCGACCCUGUUCACGGACACUGCCAGUGCCAGGCUGGCUGGACAGGUACCCGCUGCCAGCUGCCCUGCCCUGAGGGCUUCUGGGGAGCCAACUGUAGCAACACCUGCACCUGCAAGAAUGGGGGCACCUGCACCCCUGAGAAUGGCAAUUGUGUGUGUGCACCUGGAUUCCGAGGCCCCUCCUGCCAGAGACCCUGUCAGCCCGGCCGCUACGGCAAACGCUGCGUGCCCUGCAAGUGUGCUAACCACUCCUCCUGCCACCCUUCGAAUGGGACCUGCUACUGCAUGGCUGGCUGGACAGGCCCUGACUGCUCCCAACCGUGCCCUCUAGGACACUGGGGGGCCAACUGUGCCCAGCUCUGCCAGUGUCGCCAUGGCGGGACCUGCCACCCCCAGCACGGGAGUUGUUUCUGCCCCCCAGGCCGGACUGGACGUCUCUGCUUGGAAGGCUGCUCUCCAGGGGUGUUCGGCGCCAAUUGUUCCCAACCAUGCCAGUGUGGUCCCGGAGAGAGGUGCCACCCAGAGACUGGGGCCUGUGUGUGUCCCCCAGGGCACAGUGGUGCCCCCUGCAGGAUUGGAAGCCAGGAGCCAUUCACGAUGAUGCCUACCUCUCCAGUGGCCUAUAACUCACUCGGGGCAGUGAUUGGCAUUGCAGUGCUGGGAUCCCUGGUGGUGGCCCUGGUGGCGCUGUUCAUUGGCUACCGCCAUUGGCAAAAAGGCAAGGAGCACCAGCACCUGGCAGUGGCCUACAGCAGCGGGCGACUGGACGGCUCUGAGUACGUCAUGCCAGAUGUCCCUCCGAGCUACAGUCACUACUACUCCAACCCCAGCUACCACACCCUGUCACAGUGCUCACCUAACCCCCCGCCCCCUAACAAGGUUCCAGGCAGUCAGCUCUUUGCCAGCCUCCAGGCCCCUGAGCGGCCAGGUGGAGCCCAUGGGCAUGAUAACCACGCCACACUGCCUGCUGACUGGAAGCAUCGCCGGGAACCCCCUCCAGGGCCUCUGGACAGGGGUAGCAGCCGCCUGGACCGAAGCUACAGCUGUAGCUACAGCAACAGGAAUGGCCCAGGCCCCUUCUACAGUAAAGGGCCCAUCUCUGAAGAGGGGCUGGGGGCCAGCGUGGCUUCCCUGAGCAGUGAGAACCCCUACGCCACCAUCCGGGACCUGCCCAGCCUCCUAGGGAGCCCCCGGGAGAGCAGCUACAUGGAGAUGAAAGGCCCUCCCUCAGGGUCUCCCCCCAGGCAGCCGCCUCAGCUCCGGGACAGCCAGAGGCGGCGGCGACACCCCCAGCCAGAGAGAGACAGUGGCACCUAUGAGCAGCCCAGCCCCCUGACCCAUGACCAAGACUCUGUGGGUUCCCAGCCCCCUCUGCCUCCGGGCCUGCCUCCUGGCCACUAUGACUCACCCAAGAACAGCCACAUCCCUGGACACUAUGACUUGCCUCCAGUACGGCAUCCCCCGUCACCCCCACUUCGACGCCAGGACCGUUGAGGGGCCAAGAUGGUGUGCAGAGGUCAGCACACCGGUUCUUUGCUGCUCAAGGCUGAGGACAGAGCCCGCUGUACCCUGCCAGGAGCAGGGAGAGGACUGGCCGGCCGUGAACACGAACAUGUUUAAUAGAGGAAGUGAAUGCAGAGGAGACGGGAGCCUGGCUCCCAGGUUCUACCAUGGGAAACAGUGGUCAGCAGGAAACCUGUGUUCCUUUUCCCCAACCCAUUGCUCCCCAAGGCCCCCAGGGCCCUGUAUACAUAAACUGGUGGGUUGAAUGUUGCUGGAUAACUCUGAUUUCAGAUUGCUGUAAGAAGUGUAUAUUGGGUAACUUUUCUGUGCACUCCCGGGCUAGGCUCUGUGUGUGCGUGCCUGCAUGUUUUCAGAGGGGUACCAGGCACUGAUCCUCUCCUGGGGCACUCACUAUAUAGUGGAGAGGCAGCCCAAACCCAGUUAACUCCAGAAAUAGCCUGACUGGCCUCCCUGCAUUCAUUUGGUACUCCCGACAACCAACUGCUUCAAAAUACAAGCUGGUUAGGUUACCCCUGCCUGAAAGUCUCUGUGGGUGCCCCAUGGCCCUUGGGCUACAGUCAAAAUUGUCCAAAGCCUUAAAGGCUUUGCUGGCCUGGCCUGCCUAUCUCUUCAGCUUCACUCUGAACUGUGUUCCCUGUCACUCUGCUCCAGUCACACUGGCCUCUACGUCCUCCUAUCAGCCACACGUCUUCCUACUACAGGGACUUGGCACAUCUGGAAUGCUCUUCCUCCCCCACUCACCUGUUAACUCCUGCUUGUCCUUCACACCCCGUGUUCUCUUUCACAGCACUGAUUACUGAUGUGUUCAUGCACCAGUUACCUGCAGAAGGCCUACAGGGUGCCAGGCAUCUCUGUAAUGUGUUGCUUUUUAGUGUGAUUAUUUGAUUAAUCUCUGCCUCCCCCACCAGACUCUAAGUUCCCUGAAAGCAGGAAUCCUGUGUUUAUGUUCAACAUUGGCUCCCCUUGGCACAUGGUAGGCACUCAAUAAAUGCUCCCCC
Messenger RNA from Physeter macrocephalus (sperm whale), 4972 nucleotides. RefSeq names its product platelet endothelial aggregation receptor 1 (gene PEAR1). The transcript has 26 exons. Lineage: Eukaryota; Metazoa; Chordata; Mammalia; Artiodactyla; Physeteridae. Bases 819 to 3944 code for a protein of 1041 amino acids. Gene Ontology annotation, cellular component: membrane. The record is from RefSeq and is a predicted model, not a curated record. Gene Ontology annotation, molecular function: protein binding.